AUGGCGAGGUUUCUCCGCCAAUCUGCGCAGCUCGCGCGCGCUGUAAGGAUCGCGCAGCAGCCGGUAACACGUAUGCGCUUCCAGCCGUCUAGAAUAGCACGACUUGGCCCUCAAGCUCCGUUAGCUUGCUAUCGAUCGCGGUUCUAUUCGACAAACGGCCCCCAACCUCCAAAGAACGAAAAGGAACCAAACGAGAAGGAAACCGAAAAGAAGGAAGAUGCCGCCGGGGCGAAGCUUUCCAAGGAGGAGCAAAUACGGAAAGAAUGGCCUCUACCCGAAGGAUGGGUGUACCUCAACCAGGAAGAGCUUGAUAUGUUGCUCAAGAUGGGUCAGAACGAUAGACUACCCCGGUUCCAGAAGGACUUCUUCAUCAAGAGCGUGGAAGAGAUGAAGCUGUUGGGAGCUCCCAAGGAACUAAGGGAUCUCCUGGCGACGCUGAAGGAGCGGAAGCUGAAGAUGACGGUCACCGAUAUCGCCAAGAUCCUCCGUGUCUCGACGCAGGUCGCAAAGAGAUUCUCCGACUACGAGGCGACUGUAUACAUGCGCGAGGAGCAGGAACCGAAAAAGGAGAAGGAGGAUGACGCCAAGGACUCCCAGCAGAGCAAGCAGCAGAAGGAUGGGCGCAACUCUAACUCGGAGAAUAACGAGGGCGCACCGGGCGGUGGAUUGGGCGGUAAGAGAUGGAUCUUUGGCAUGCUCAGCACCGGCGAUCUGAUUGUUGCCGCCAUCGUUUGGAUCGUGGUUCUGCCCUUCUUCGAGUCCAUGAUCUUCGGCCAGGAGAAGGAGAUUACAUGGCAAGAGCUGCGGAAGAACUUCCUGGACAAGGGACUGGUCAACAAGCUUGUGGUCAUCAAGAAUCCCGGCCGCGUACGCGUUGAGCUAAACAGGGAUGGAGUGCAGUCGGUGUACGGCGGAAACGAGGGUGUCAACCCCAACAUGCAGUACUACUUCUCCAUUGGUUCAGUAGAGAUGUUCGAGAAGCAACUCGAGGACGCCCAGAACGAACUCGGCAUCCCGACCUCGGAGCGCAUUCCCGUCAGCUAUGCCAGCGAGGGUGGCAUCAUGCCUUUGGUCUACGCCUUCGGCCCCACACUGCUUCUGGUUGGUCUGCUCUACUAUACCACAAAGUCGAUGGGUGGACGUGGCGGCAACCAGAUGUUCGGAUUCGGUAAAAGUAAGGCCAAGAAGUUCAACCACGAGACGGCAAUCAAGGUCAAGUUCAGCGACGUUGCCGGCAUGGACGAGGCCAAGACGGAGAUUAUGGAGUUCGUCAGCUUCCUGAAGACCCCCGAGCGCUUCGAGAGGUUAGGCGCAAAGAUCCCUCGUGGUGCUAUCCUGGCCGGACCUCCAGGAACCGGUAAGACCCUGCUUGCCAAGGCCACCGCCGGCGAGUCUGGUGUGCCCUUUUUCAGCGUCAGCGGUUCCGAGUUCGUUGAGAUGUUUGUGGGUGUCGGUCCUUCAAGAGUGCGAGACUUGUUUGCAAAUGCUCGUAAGAGUGCCCCCUGCAUCAUUUUCAUUGACGAAAUCGAUGCCAUCGGUCGGUCGAGACAGGAGGGUAACCGCAUGGGCGGCAAUGACGAGCGCGAGGCCACUCUGAACCAGAUCCUGACCGAGAUGGACGGUUUCAACACCCAAGAGCAGGUGGUUGUGCUCGCUGGCACCAACAGAGCCGACAUCCUCGACAAGGCACUGAUGCGUCCCGGUCGCUUCGACAGGCACAUCUUCAUUGACCGCCCGACCAUGAAGGGUCGUCAGGACAUCUUCAAGGUGCACCUGGCCAAGAUUGUCACCAAGGAAGACAUGGACCACCUCAUGGGCCGUUUGGCGACGCUGACUCCGGGCUUCUCCGGUGCUGACAUUGCCAACGCCGUUAACGAGGCUGCCCUGGUUGCUGCGCGUGCCAAUGCUGAGUCAGUGGAGAUGAUUCACUUCGAGCAGGCUAUCGAGCGUGUCAUUGGGGGUCUUGAACGCAAGUCUCUCGUGCUCAACCCUGAGGAGAAGAAGACGGUGGCCUACCACGAGGCUGGCCACGCCAUCUGUGGCUGGUACUUUAAACACGCCGAUCCCCUUCUCAAGGUUUCCAUUAUCCCCCGUGGCCAGGGUGCAUUGGGCUACGCCCAGUACCUGCCCCAGGGAGAUGCGUAUCUCAUGACUGUCCAACAGCUGAUGGACCGCAUGGCCAUGACGCUGGGAGGACGUAUCUCGGAGGAGCUUCACUUCCCCACCGUCACGACGGGCGCUAGUGACGACUUCCGCAAGGUCACCCAUAUGGCCCGCAAGAUGGUCACCCAGUGGGGCAUGUCGGAGAAGGUCGGCCCUCUACACUUUGACGACGACCCGAACACGUUGCAGAAACCUUUUGCCGAGGCCACGGCGCAGGCCAUCGACGCCGAGGUGCACCGGAUCGUAGAGGAGGCCUACAAGCAGUGCAGGGACCUCCUGAAGGAGAAGAAGCGCGAGGUCGGCAUCGUCGCGGAGGAGCUCUUGAAGAAGGAGAUGCUGACUCGCGACGACCUGGUGCGCCUGCUUGGGCCCAGACCGUUUGGCGAUAACCAGGAAUUUGAAAAGUACUUUGGCGGCCAGGGGCAGAAGAGCGCGCCGCCGCCGUUCCCCACAGAGGAGCUGGAUAGUCCACCCGAGCAGCCGCCCGUCGGCCCUUCGCCGACGUUCAAGAGCCUUGAAGAUGCGCCGAGGACAUGA
This is a messenger RNA of Colletotrichum orchidophilum, 2700 nucleotides long. RefSeq names its product ATP-dependent metallopeptidase HflB. The record is from RefSeq and is a predicted model, not a curated record. Gene Ontology annotation, cellular component: membrane; m-AAA complex. Gene Ontology annotation, molecular function: zinc ion binding; ATP binding; ATP hydrolysis activity. NCBI's taxonomy places the organism in Eukaryota, Fungi, Ascomycota, Sordariomycetes, Glomerellales, Glomerellaceae. Gene Ontology annotation, biological process: protein-containing complex assembly; mitochondrial protein processing. The transcript has 2 exons. Bases 1 to 2700 code for a protein of 899 amino acids.